UUCUCUUUCUUUAAUUUUUCUAAUUCAAGAAACCAAUUUCAUUUUCCUCUCUUCCUUUAACAAUUUCAUCAAAAACAUCUCAAGAUCAAGAAAAUGUACAACGAAUGCAGCUCUCCUCCAUCCACCGCAAGAUCAACGACGACGACGACGACGACGAGAGGAACAAAUCACAGGAUGAGAUCUCCGAUCUGUUGUCUAGGAGCAAACGCGGUUGUUGAGCCAGAGACAAUGAUGAUCGGAGGACAAAGAACCCCGAGAUCUCCUUACGAGUGGCUCAAAUCCACGGCUCAGGAGCUUGAGUUGAGAGAUCGGUGCCGACGUGUCAAGUCACGUAUCAAGGUGACGUGCCGUAACAACAGCUGUGCUUACAAUUGUGUCCAUCAACAUCAUCAUCAUCAUCAUCAGAGACAUCAGAGCCAGAGUUAUCCUGGAGAUUUCAGCUAUGAUCCGUUGAGUUACGCGCUCAAUUUCGAGGACGAUGUGAGAGUUUCUGAUGAGGACGGUUCUUUCCCGAAUUUCACGGCGAGGUUGCCUCAGUCUCCGGUGACCAAGACGAGAUCCGCUACGGUUGAUUUGAUCUCCUUCUGACGACGGUUACGUUUUAUUACAUAUUCUGAUAAAUAUGUUUUUCUAUUUUUUUUGGUGUGACGGUGGAAUGUAACUGUUCGCCGGAGAAAAUGACGUACGAAUAUGACGUCAUGUAUAUGUAAAUGCUCUCUCUCUUCUCUCUCUUCUCUCUCGCAUAUUGAUUUGAUAUACAUGUGUAAAAUUGAUGUGUGCACAAGAAAAAAAAAAGAAAUCAUUCUCUAAAUAUUUCUCUCUGA
Messenger RNA from Capsella rubella, 824 nucleotides. RefSeq lists its product as uncharacterized. NCBI's taxonomy places the organism in Eukaryota, Viridiplantae, Streptophyta, Magnoliopsida, Brassicales, Brassicaceae. The transcript has a single exon. The record is from RefSeq and is a predicted model, not a curated record. The coding region runs from base 94 to 588 and encodes 164 amino acids.